GAUGUUUGGGGGAUCACCUCCACGACAAGGACCUUACCCUGCAAGAUUGCGCUCGCAUGGACACGCAAUUGUCAAAUUCGCAAGACCGCCAUCAAGCAAACGCUCGUACUCGGAGACCGAGCAGUAUCUCCGACCAGAAGAAUGUCCGACCGCGCUCUCAACAGCAGGUAUAUAAAACCAUCACAUCUCCUGGUGAAUGGAGGGAUCAGAACCAGCAAUUUCCCAUACUCUCCAAGCUCCAAAUCUCAUCCUGCUUUAUUUCAAUUAAAAGUACCCAUUCUUGAAUCCCAGAUCACCUAUCUCAUACCCAACAGCUAUGUCCAUUUCCACCAGCAACGCCGCAGCUUGGCUCACAGCCGCUAAAGCCCACCCCUUCGAGGUCAAGGAGGCACCUCUCUGGAAGCCCGAAGAAAACGAAGUCCUUGUGCGGAACCAUGCUGUCGCCAUCAACCCCGUCGACAACAGUCUCCAGACCAGAGCCUGGUGGCCCAUGAAUUACCCCACGAUGCUGGGUCAGGAUGUGGCCGGGGAAGUCAUCGCUGUGGGUCCAAACGUCACUCGCUUCAAGCCUGGUGAUCGUGUGUUUGGCCACGCAGUUGGCAUGGCCACCAAGCGCAACCAGGACAACGCCUUCCAGGCUCACACCAUCUUGCAGAUCAACAUGGCCAGUGAACUUCCUGACAACAUCCCGUACGAAAACGCUGCAGUCCUUCCUCUGGCAUUCUCAACUGCUUGCUGCGGUCUCUUCCAGGACGAGUUCCUGAAGAUGCAGUUGCCCACUGAGCCCCGUGCCUCGCUCACAGGAAAGACGCUCCUUGUCUGGGGAGGCGCAAGCUGUGUGGGCAGCAAUGCAAUUCAACUUGCCGUGGCGGCUGGGUACGAAGUGAUCACCACGGCAUCGCCUAAGAACUUUGACUAUGUGAAGAAGCUUGGAGCUAUCCAGGUGUUCAAUUACAGCAGUCCCACAGUUACCGAGGAUCUUAUCCAAGCUCUGCAGGGCAAGACACUUGUCGGUGUUAUGGACUGCAUCGGUUUCUCAGCCACUCCACUCUGUGCGGAAGUUGUGAGCAAGACCGAAGGAACCAAAUUUGUGGCAACAGUUCAGGGUCGCUUCCCUGCACCACCAGAGGGAGUCAGUGUGAAGCAAGUGUUUGGAACAACUAUCAAGGACAACUUUGUGGGGAAAGCUGUAUAUGAGGACUUCUUGCCCCAUGCACUGAGGGCCAGUACGUUCAUCCCUGCUCCUGCGCCCCUGGUUGUAGGGAACGGCCUGGAGAGUAUUCAGACGGCAGUGGACCGUUAUGGCCAAGGUGGCAUAUCUGCGCAGAAACUUGUCGUUUUGCUUUGAACCUGUGAGAGUCUCCACUGCCCGAGCGGUUGUCCUAAAGCUGUGUCAUGGACUUGGGUGAUUGAAGGUGAAGACGAUACGUCUGCUUUUUGUACAUCUAGAAUACAUAGAGAAU
Molecule: messenger RNA, 1463 nt
Organism: Aspergillus sclerotioniger CBS 115572
Lineage: Eukaryota; Fungi; Ascomycota; Eurotiomycetes; Eurotiales; Aspergillaceae
Product: zinc-binding alcohol dehydrogenase family protein
Exons: 1
Coding region: 317-1348 (343 amino acids)
Molecular function (GO): oxidoreductase activity, acting on NAD(P)H
Source: RefSeq, a predicted model, not a curated record